Molecule: messenger RNA, 1317 nt
Organism: Penicillium malachiteum
Lineage: Eukaryota; Fungi; Ascomycota; Eurotiomycetes; Eurotiales; Aspergillaceae
Gene: bgt2
Product: GPI-anchored beta-1,3-endoglucanase EglC
Exons: 1
Coding region: 1-1317 (438 amino acids)
Biological process (GO): cell wall organization; carbohydrate metabolic process
Cellular component (GO): extracellular region; cell surface; fungal-type cell wall
Molecular function (GO): 1,3-beta-glucanosyltransferase activity; glucan endo-1,3-beta-D-glucosidase activity
Source: RefSeq, a predicted model, not a curated record
AUGCAGAUGAAGCAGGUUCUCGCUCUCGCCCUGUCUGUCGCAGCAGCUGAGGCUACCUACAAGGGUUUCAACUACGGCUCCACCAAUGAGGAUGGCAGCACCCGCUACAAGGCCGACUUCGUCAGCCAGUUCCAGAACGCUAAGAACCUCAAGACCACCUCAGGAUUCAACAGCGCUCGUUUGUACACUAUGAUUCAGGGCGGUACCACCAACACCCCCAUCGAGGCUAUUGAGGCCGCUAUUGAGGAGGAUGUCUCCCUUCUCCUGGGUCUUUGGACCUCCGGUGGUGGCACUGCUAACGAAGUCGCUGCCCUGAAGUCCGCCAUCAGCACCUACGGCUCCUCAUUCACCGACCUUGUUGUCGGUAUCUCCGUGGGUAGUGAGGAUCUUUACCGUGACUCUCAGACCGGUCAGGCUGCCGACGACGGUGUCGGUAUGACCCCUGAUGAGGUUGUCGAUGCCAUCAACCAGGUUAAGGAGGCCAUCUCCGGUACCACCCUGAGCGGCGCCUCCAUCGGUCACGUCGACACCUGGGACGCCUGGACCAACUCCUCCAACUCUGCCGUCAUCGACGCUGUUGACUGGCUCGGUUUCGACGGUUACCCUUACUUCCAGACCACCGACGAGAACUCCAUCGAGAACGCCAAGUCCCUCUUCUACCAGGGUGUCGAUGCUACCAAGGGUGUCGCCAACGGUAAGGAUGUUUGGAUCACCGAGACUGGCUGGCCCGUCAGCGGUGACGAUGAGGGUGAGGCUGUUGCCUCCAUCGCCAACGCCAAGAAGUUCUGGGAUGAGGUUGGUUGCUCCAUCUUCGGUACCGUCAACACCUGGUGGUACAUCAUGCAGGAUUACGGUGCCAGCCCUAGCUUCGGUAUCGUCGGCGAGACUCUGAGCACCACUCCUCUGUUCGACCUCUCUUGCUCCAACUACACCUCCUCCAGCACUGCCUCCGUCUCCACCGCCACCAAGUCCGCCGGUUCCAGCUCCAGCAUCGCUACUGUUACUGGUUCCCCCGUCGGCCGUCACGGUAACAACGGUACUGCUGCCUCUGGCUUCAAGUCUGUCCCUGCUGCUAGCUCAACCCCUCUGAUCAUUGCCACAGCCACUGCCAGCUCUGGAUCUAGCUCCAGCACUGGUUCUUCCGGCUCUAGCUCUGGUUCCUCCAGCUCUGGUUCCAGCUCCGGCUCCAGCUCUGGAUCUUCCUCUAGCAGCUCCGCCUCUUCCUCCAUCACUGCUUACAGCGGUGCCGUCGGCCGUCCUUCCGGCUCCAUCUUCGGUGCUGUCGUCGCUGCCAUCGCCCUUGCCAUCGCUGUUUAA